AGGGUUAGCUGUGUGUAGACAGACACACACACACACGCACACACACAAAGUCAACGGGGAGGCACUGCUUGUGACUGUGUUCGUGGGUGUCAAUGUUUUCGACAGAAAUGUUUAAGAAGAAACCAAACAUUCCUCCACGACCAUCUCCCCCAGGAAUAUCUCAGUUAAUAGCAGAUCUUGAUAACUCGGACAGUGAUGACAUUGUUUUCCAGAGAAAUAAACUUGCAUUAGAAAAUUUGCUGAAUGAAAUUGAAAACAGUGAAGAAGACAGCGGUGCUGGCGAUGAUGAAAAUGACCCAGAAAAAUUGUAUCUCCGGGUGAAAAAUUUUGUGGAAACAAAUAAUAUACUGCACGAAUACGUGAAAACAUUGGAGCAACAAAAUGACAACCUUCAAAUCUGUGACGCUGAAUUGAAACGAAUAGCGGAAGAAAUCCGGAAACAGGCGCAACAAGCUCUAAAGUGAACUUGGAAUACCGCAAUUGUAAUAAAAGGAAGACAGCGUCUUUUUUAAAUUAUUUGAUUUCGCUUGUGUUUAUGUUGCUGUAUCACCCUGUUGUUGCGUUUCAAUAACUUGAGUUGUAUUUGGAAUUAUUCAUGAGAGAUAAAUAUGUGGGUACAGUAAUUGAAAUGUAUUAUGAAACGGUAUAUGAUUGUUUCGAGUACUAGUAGCUAUGAAGGUUGGGUACGGUAGCUUAGAACCAAUCUAGGCGCUUCAGUCUGGAACCGCGUGACCACUACGGUCGCAGGUUCGAAUCCUGCCUCGGGCAUGGAUGUGUGUGAUGCCCAUAGGUUAGUUAGGUUUAAGUAGUUCUAGGGGACUGAUAACCACAGAUGUUAAGUCCCAUAGUGCUCAGAACCAUUUGAACCAGAGCCAAUCUCAGGUGCCAAUGUAAUUAAAAGAAUAGCUUCUACUCACCACAUAGUGGAGACGCUGAGUUGAAGAAAGGCAUAACAAAAACACUAUCAAACAACUAGCUUUCAGCAAACAAGGCCUUUGUCUAAAUUACACAAAAUACACACACUUACGCAAAUGCAACCCACACGCAUAUGAUCACAGUCUCUAGCAAGUGGUUGUAUGUGUAAGAGUUUUUUUUUUUUUUUUUUUUUUUCUCCGCUCAGCAUCUCUGCUAUAUGGUGAGUAGCAACUAUCCUUCUUUUCAUUAUAUUAUUACAUUCCAUCCUGAUUUUCCAUUGUUCAAUCUGAGAUACUUGAGACAAUAGUCAAACUGUUGUUGCACAAGCCAUUAGGUAGAAAUACUUUUGUGAAUUGCUUCGGGAUAGUGUGACCUCCUAGUUCAUAGUUUACCAGUCACUUCACAUCACAAUGAGCAGAAUACAGUAUGUGGAGCCUUUGGCAACAUUUAACAAAGAGCUGUGAUAUUUGUUAAUACAGUGUUCUUUUCUUGCAAAGUGCAUUGCAGGAAACUUUAUCUUUUUGUUGUAUUUGAAAACUUCAUUUACGGAAGAUAGUAGUGUACAAAUUUUUCCCAGCAAUAAUCUAUGUUGCCAUAUAUUUAAAAAUGUGUUUGUAAACUAAUUUACAUAUUCCACGUCAUAGAUAUUGUGAAAUUGAUUGCUGGAAGAUGCAAAUUGCGUAUUAACCAGACACAUUGAUUCUCAGUAAAUAGUUUUGAAAACACACAUUUGGAAUUUACAUACUACCAUACUUUUCACACUGUCCAUUAAUUCUGUAUGUUAAGAAAGAAAAUAAAGACCAUUAGAAAUUUUUUGUUUCCAACAGCCGAA
This is a messenger RNA of Schistocerca cancellata (South American locust), 1747 nucleotides long. RefSeq names its product UPF0449 protein C19orf25 homolog. The coding region runs from base 93 to 464 and encodes 123 amino acids. The record is from RefSeq and is a predicted model, not a curated record. The transcript has 2 exons. NCBI's taxonomy places the organism in Eukaryota, Metazoa, Arthropoda, Insecta, Orthoptera, Acrididae.